This is a messenger RNA of Megalopta genalis, 3005 nucleotides long. RefSeq lists its product as uncharacterized. NCBI's taxonomy places the organism in Eukaryota, Metazoa, Arthropoda, Insecta, Hymenoptera, Halictidae. The record is from RefSeq and is a predicted model, not a curated record.
GGCUCUCUCGGAUCAGCUGUGAGAGCGGCGUGGCGCCGUGUGCCGCGGCUCUGACCCGCUGUCAGUUGCCCGAGCCCUGUGCUACGGUUAGGACCGCGCAAUCAUCACCUAUAUAAACGGCGACGAGGAGAGAGAGAAAGAGCGAGAGAAAAAGAGGAGAGAGAGAGAGAGAGAGAGAGAUCUCGCAAGGAUUGUCCUCGAAGCGACUGAGGCCUAUCAGCUGCGUCGUCUAGUCCUCGCCACGUCUUCGAGCAAGCCGCGCGAUCCACGACAGCGAAAUAACGCGGAAUCGCGGUCGAUCGAGGGAUUAUCGAUCUAGCAGCGGUGUCCGCCAAAGGAGAUCGGGCCUGUCGGUGAUCGGACGGUGGUCAGCGAAAGGGAGAGACGGAGUGUCGGCCGAUCGAAACGAAACGGUCCCGUUCGAAUCUAACCUGGGCCAAUCGGUCGCCGAAGGAAGCCGCCGAAGUCACGAGCCACCACCUCCGGUGUCUCCCGGAUCGCGAUCGCAGGAUUUUUAAGGAUCGCCGGCCGUGCGAAGGAUCGCCUCUUACGAGCUCUCGAGAGGACCUCUUGCGAGCUCGCUCCGCGCGCGCGAGCUACCGCGAUCGAGGAUAGAAACAGAGAGAGAGGGUUUCUCGAGUAUUCGUGGUGGUUUUCAUGGUGGAAAAGUGAUUCGGGUUUGAUCGAAGGGGAGCAGGACGAAGCCCGGGAGCCGCAUGCAUCGCUGACGAGAGUCCCAGGAUGGUCUGGUAGAGGAGGAGAAGAGAGAGCCUGGUGGUGUUCGAUCGCGAGAAAUGGCGUGCGGAAUAUCGUUCGAAGCGACCGCCACGAGCACAGUAUUUUUCCUCCUGGUACUGCUGCAGGCGGCACUAAUGUGGGACGAGGUAGCCGCUGCCCCGGCGAAGAGGAACGACAUACUCGCGGGCACGGAAUUCUUAUCAGUCUUCAUAAACGGCGCGAUGGCGACGCCGCCACAGCGUCGCAGGAGCUUCAGGCGCGGAGGACACGGCGCGUCUUCGACGUCAUCCUCAUCCUCAUCCUCAUCGUCGUCGUCGUCGUCGUCGUCUCUGUCGUCGCCGUCGUCUUCGUCCACGUCAUCCUCGUCCUCAUCCUCCUCGUCAUCGUCGUCGUCCUCGUCUUCGGGGCCAGCAUCGCUAGGGGAUAGCGCGACAGCGGAGUCGCACCAGCACGAGGCGUCGAUCUAUCGAAUCUCGCGGAACCCCGGCAACAGGCAACUGGUCCCGCGAGGGCGCAACACGAACGGCCGCGAAGAGGUCGUCCGGUUUUACCCGAUAAGCCACAAGACGCUGGAGAACCGGCAGCAGAAUCUCGCGUCGUUGAUCGACGAGCUGAGCACGAACAGCGAGAUAUCCUCGACGCGGCUCGCGUCGCCCAGCUCGUCGACCACGGUGAUGACCUCGAUGUCUUCGCAGGACGGCUCGCAGGGCUCGAAGGCGAACGCCACCGGCGUCGGCUCGUCGAGCAAGCUCGUCGGCAGGCAGAAGGUGAUCGGAGUGAGCGUGACGUCGACGGUCGAGGCGACGCCGUACAAGGUGCGUGUGGAGCACUACGACAACGACGAGCAGGUCGGCCGGCUGGCGAUCGCCGUCAACGGUUCCUCCAGAGAGUCGAACAACGCGACAACCAAACCAACGGCCACCACGAGAACCUUGACGGCAGCUUCCACGACCGGAACGACGCCGACCGUUGCUACAACGGCUACUCCGAGGACGACGUUAACGAUGACGCCCAGGUCGUCCGGCUUCGUGACGGAGGAUCUCAGCAACAUCGUGUCCGAGUCGAACAGGAGCGAGUUCUCGGUGGACGAGGGGUCGCCGAGCACCAGCUGGCACGGCCAGAGUUCGGUGACCCCGCGGCCGUUGAACAGGCACACCCCCGCCGCCGGGGAUCACCGCGGGGAGGCCAACGCCGGCUCGCAGAAUCCUCCGGAGGAUAUGAUCACGCUGCCGACGGAGGAGAAUUACGAGCUGCCGGAAGAGAACUCCGAGCCGAAGGAGUACAACGAGGAGCCGAUCGAGGGCCCGUCCGAGCGGGUCCAGGCUCAGGGGCGGAAGGCGGGCAGGCACUUCGACGCUUCUCAUUACAACCGGCCGGGCACCAAGGUGUACACCCAAUCGCCGAAGGGUUACAAGCCGGCUCGGCCGUACAACGAGCCGGCCAAAGUGUACGGGGAGCCCGAGAAGGUGUACGGGGAGCCGGCCAAGGUGUACAGCGAGCCGGCCAAGGUGUACAGCGAGCCCGCGAAGGUCUACAGCGAGCCGGCGAAGGUGUACAGCGAGCCUGCCAGGGUCUACGGCGAACCGGAGAAGGUGUACUCGGAGCCUUCGAAGGUUUACUCGGAGCCGGCGAAGGUCUAUUCCGAGCCCGCCAAGGUCUACUCGCAGCCGGCCAAGGUCUACGGCGAGCCCAGCAAGCUGUACGACUCCGAGGGCCAGCCGUUGAGCCACGGCCGCGGCGGCGAGCCCGACGAACAGAACUACGAGGUCGACGAGUCCGUCAGCGUCAGCAGCAACGGCAACGCUCACGGGCCGCAGCUGAUGCUGACGGAGCCCUCGAACGCGUCCGAGGUCGAGGACGGCCACAAGGUCGGCUACGUGGUCGAGGGAAGGAACUACAGGAAGUACAGGGUCGAGGAGCGCACCCCGGAUGGCUUCAUCGUGGGGGAGUACGGGGUGGUUAGUCACGACGACGGUUCCUUGAGGGGUGUCCGGUACACCGCCGACGGCACCAUCAAUCCUCGGCUCAUCUACGACGCGCUGAUGAAGUUCCUGGCUUUAUGAGUGAACUAUACGGGACCAUGGUAGAGGCCGGUGAUAGGGAAUAACGUGUAAUGGACACCAGUCGACGGUCCCUUAGCUUUUUCAUCGAAGUUGACGGAACAAACCUAGACGCCGACACGACUGAUCCUUUUUUUUCGAUCUUUUCUUCCGUUUCUAUCGUUCUUUAUUUUUCUUUGUUCUAUCUUUUACUUUGUCUUUGUUUUU